Paracoccidioides brasiliensis Pb18 is the source of this 567-nucleotide messenger RNA. Its product is annotated as small COPII coat GTPase sar1. Gene Ontology annotation, cellular component: endoplasmic reticulum exit site; COPII vesicle coat. The record is from RefSeq and is a predicted model, not a curated record. Bases 1 to 567 code for a protein of 188 amino acids. Gene Ontology annotation, biological process: vesicle organization; membrane organization; intracellular protein transport. The transcript has 4 exons. Gene Ontology annotation, molecular function: GTP binding; GTPase activity.
AUGUUGUUUUUCCAAGUCUAUGAUAUCCUCGCCUCCCUCGGGCUGCUGAACAAGCAUGCCAAGCUCCUCUUCCUUGGUCUGGACAAUGCGGGGAAAACUACACUGCUGCAUAUGCUGAAGAAUGACCGGGUCGCCAUUCUGCAACCAACGGCACAUCCAACAUCCGAAGAACUAGCCAUCGGCAACAACAGAUUCACAACAUUCGAUCUGGGUGGCCACAUGCAAGCCCGCCGUCUCUGGAAAGAUUAUUUCCCUGAAGUGAGCGGCAUCGUCUUUCUCAUCGACGCCAAGGAUCCCGAACGUUUCCCCGAGGCCAAAGCUGAACUUGACGCGCUCUUGGCUAUGGAGGAGCUCUCCAAAGUCCCAUUCCUCGUCCUUGGAAACAAGAUUGACCACCCAGACGCUGUGCCUGAAGAUGAGCUCCGGCACCAAAUGGGUCUUUACCAGACUACGGGCAAGGGCAAGGUACCCUUGGAGGGCAUCCGGCCAAUCGAAUUGUUCAUGUGUAGUGUGGUUAUGCGACAGGGCUAUGGUGAAGGUAUCAGAUGGAUGUCCCAAUAUGUCUAA